This is a messenger RNA of Alosa sapidissima (American shad), 4876 nucleotides long. RefSeq names its product pleckstrin homology domain containing, family A member 6 (gene plekha6). The transcript is spliced from 25 exons. Lineage: Eukaryota; Metazoa; Chordata; Actinopteri; Clupeiformes; Clupeidae. The record is from RefSeq and is a predicted model, not a curated record. The coding region runs from base 311 to 3925 and encodes 1204 amino acids.
AUGUGUGCCGUGAGUUCAGCUGCAGGAGAGAGGGAGAGAGGCAGAAAGACAGAAAAAAAGAAAGAAAGAAAGAAAGAAAAGACAUUACCCUGAGAUUGUUUCUGCUUUGGGUUUUUUUUUUUUUAUUUCCCCUCCCCUCCUAGAAAAUUCCACUCAUACUAGGCCCCUGCACUCUGGCAAAGCUUUCGCAGUCCACACAGGGAGAGGGAGAGAGGGAGAGAGAGAGAGAGAGAGGGAGUAUAUACCAACAGACAGUGGGGACAGAGAACGUAAAAGUGUGCCUGACUCGCUGGAGAAACAUUUGCAGAGGAUGCGAGAGGGGGAGCAAAACAGGGAGGAAGAACAAAGAGGAGAAAGAGGAGGAGAAGAAGAAGAAGAAGAAGAAGAAAGAUCAGUGAGUCAAAAUGACCAAAAUGGACCACCUGGACACCCAGUGAUCCAGAGCCAUUUGGAAGAGAGUGUUCAUCUUCAGAAAAGCCUGAGCAGGAACAGUGCUCUGGACAUGAAUGGCAAGGCGGGCCGGAGAGAGCCGGAGAACGGCACGGCCGGCACCAGCGCCAACGUCAACGCCAGCGCCGGACAAGGCAACGCCAACGGCAACAACAUUGCCAUGAUGACAGAGGCACAGCCGGACACGCAGCCACCGCUCGCACGGGUUUCGCGCACGUCCAGGAAGGCAGCGACGUUUGGCAAGCGCUCCAACUCGAUGCGCAGGAACCCCAAGGCGGAAGUCACCAAGCAAGGGUGGCUUCACAAGCAGGCCAGCAGUGGUGUCAAGCAAUGGAACAGACGCUGGUUCGUGCUGACUGAUCGAUGUCUCUUCUAUUAUAAAGACGAGAAAGAGGAAGGGGUGCUGGGGAGUCUGCCUAUGCUCAGCUUCCACAUCGGACCCGUUCAGCCCGCGGAUAACGUCAGCCGCAAGUACGCCUUUAAGGUGUGGUAUGAGGACGAGGUGGAGCAGGACGGGACGGAUAGUAAGGGCAGCAUUGCGUUCUGUCUGCAGGUGGAGCACCCGGGCACACGGACCUACUACUUCAGUGCUGACUGCCAGGAGGAACAGGAAGAGUGGGUGAAGGCAAUGAGCGACGCAGCCAGCGUUCAGGUCUCUCACACGCCAAGCAGGAGCGAUUCUGAACUGACCCCAUCUGAGGAGCAGAACUACAUCCAGUCGCCCAGAGAGCCAGUGCCCGAGACCAAUGGGCAGGCCGUAGCCACCCAAAGACUCAGCCCUUCUCCAGCCGGAGCACGGCACCAGAUGAACGGUGGACACAACGCAGACCCAACAGCGGAGGCCAGAGCGCCCCCUAACAGGCCCCCUCACCGGCCUCAGCAGCCCAACGGCUGGGGGAACUACGGGACACCGGGCAGCCCUGCUUACCCACCCCAGGCCCAGCAGCAGCAGGAGGGCCAACGGCCGGAGAGCGUGGUCCUGCGACGGAGCAUUGCGCCUCGCUCUGCCCCUGAGAAAAUGGCCCAGAGGAAGAGCUCCAUGACCCAGCUGCAGCAGUGGGUCAACCAGCGGCGCGGCAUGGCCACUCAGGAGGACCUGCGCAGCCCGUCCCGGUACUACCCAGGGCAGCGUGCCAUGCCCGACUACUACGCUGGGUACGGCGGGCCGCAGUACGUAGAGGAAUACCCGCUGUACCCGCCAGGCAUACGGCCCGACAGCAUCUGCUCGGCCUCAGCUGCGUACGAGCAGCGCUGGACGGCGGAGGAGAAGCGGCGGUCCCUGCGCGACGGCGGCGCCAUGUUCCGCGAGGCCCAGUGGCAUCCCGCAGGCCCACCGCCGGCGGCCUACUACGGCCACGUGGACCCCCUGCACGGCUCCAUGCGCCGCCUGUCUAUCCAGCCACGCUCACGCUCUGUCCCGCGCUCGCCCUCGUCCUCGGUCUCAGGGGGGCCCUACUCGCCGGGGCCGCACCUCUACGCCUCACCCCUCCGCUCGCCCAGCAUCCACUUUGGAGGGGGAGGCCCCGGCCGGCACCGGGACGAUAUCAUCUACGCCGACCCCUCGGCUUACGGCCUGCGCCGCUCCAUCAGCUCUCCAAAGUAUGACUACCCAGGGGAUCGGCAGUCCAUCAGUCAAGGAAUAUACCCGUACAACUAUCCAGCGUCACCUGCUCUGCACAAUAAAAUGGAUGACAUUUUAGACCUGCAGCUUCAGCGCAAUUUGGAAUACCUUGAUCAACAGGUGACAGAAGGAGAUCACCUAAUCAGCAUGGUAACCAGAAUGGUUGAGCGUACUUCCUCUCGACCAAAGCUAUUCUCACAAGUGCCUCCAUUCCAUGAUGUCUACAGAGACCUUCAUCCUACCCUGAAGCUCAAUGAGAUGGAGACCAGUAAACUCUUGGGCCGAUUGUGUGAACAGCACCGAGUCAUGAAAGAACAGGAGACGGUGGUCCACCGGUUGCGGAUGGAUAAGGAUAACCUGGAGGAGGCGCUGGUGGCCACGCACCAGGAGAUGGAGAUGUACAGGAGUCAGGCACUCACCUCAGACAAGUUACAGAUGAAGAAGGAGACUCUUCAGAGUCAGCUGAUCAAGAUUCGCGGAGAGCUCUCCCAAGCCUCCAGUGCAUUGACAUCCACCAGAGUGGAGUUUGAGGCUUUAGAGGAUGAAGUCAACGCCAUCCAUGGGGACCUCUGGGAGCAGCUCAACGCUGGAGGGCAGAGUGAACUGGUGCACAGGCACAUUCAGAAGGAGUUCUGGAGAGUCCAGGAUGUGUUAGAGGGACUGCACAAAAACAACCUCUCUCGUGGAACAGACACUGCUAAGCAUAGAGUGACUAGUGGGGCAUCUGGUUCCUUCAGCACAAAUAGUCCAGCCAGUCCCCUGAGCUCUGUUAGCCUGACUAGCCCCCUCAGCCCCUUCUCCCCUGUCUCUGGCUCCCAGAUGUCCCCCACCAAGCAGACCGGCUCAGAGGACAUUGGGCCACCGAGGCCACCCCUCCCUAAGUCCUACCUCCCCUUGGAAACCUCCCCCACAGCCCCACCCUCUGUGCCCCCCUUGCCCUCUUACAGCAGUGCCUGGCACUCUAGCAGCAUAGAGGACCCCUACAGGGACGACGACGAUGGCUACCACGGAAGAAAGCAGAGACCCUUAUCUGGAGACAAGACCAGCAGUAAUGAUCAAUACUUGGAGCACACCAGUGUAAACAAAGUAGGCAUAGUACCUCCACUGGCAAGGUCUCCCGGUGAGGAACAGACCAGGAGUUCUGCUCCCAUCCAUCGGCGGAAUGGAAAGGUGUCCAAUGGCCAUAUCUCCAGGGAGCGACCCAAGAGUGCCGUGUUCCCUGCGGAGGUAAAGUCCAAGAUGAGUGUGGAGGAGCAGAACGAGCGCAUCAGACGGAACCUCAGCAGCUCGGUCAGGGACAAGAGGCGCAGUCUGAACCUGUCUGGCUCCCAGUUAGACGGCUCCAAACCCAGCUACAGGGUGGUGAGGAGGAGGUUAACAGCACACGAGGUGGACAUCAAAGACUUGGAGGCCGCAGUCCGAGGAGAGGGGGUGGAAACACCUCGGGAGGAGAUUGCACGCCUGCGUCGACUACAGAUGGAGCCACAGCACUAUGAUCUGGACAUCAGCAAAGAGCUGUUAGCACCUGAGAAGAUUUUGAUCCCUGAGCGGUACUUGGAUGCAGAGCCUAGCAAACCUCUAAGUCCUGAGGAGAUGCGUGAAAAACAGAAGAAAGUGGAGAGGAUCAAGACUCUCAUCGCCAAAUCAAAUCUGCAGAACGUGGUUCCUCAGCUGGACGGGCCAGUUGAGAGCCAGCCCAACCCUGACCAGCAGCUGCAGGAGCAGGAGAAGCGCAUCGAGAUCUCCUGCGCCCUGGCCGCCGAGGCCUCACGCCGCAGCCGCCUGCUGUCUGGUGAGGAAGCCUCCCGUCCACCAGAGGACCAGCAGAGGCAACUCGCAACCCCCAGUGUCUGACCCCUGAGCCCAGGCCCACUUGCCAGCCCUACCCUGACCAACCCACCCCACUCUUAGCCCCACACCCGUUUCCCUCUCACAUUGCUCCAAUUGAUCACACCUGAACUCACCAUCACUGCCUGUGCCCUGUCAUCAUAGUCAGUCUUGUGACUCCUCUCCCUGGUCACUCCACUGAGAUCCAUUUCCCAGUUGCUUAGCCUCUCACUGUCUGUCUCUGUCACUAUACCUCAUUGAGACCCACGUUACCCUGUCUUAAUCUUUACCCAACUUCCUGUGCAAUCCAGACUCCACCCUCACUGUUUCAACCUCACCCCUAACUCAUUCGAGUGUUGCAGUUCCUCUGUCUGAACUAUGUAAAUUCUCCUCAAACAUCAUUCUCUAGAUGGGAUAACACUUUACAAGGGCAUGGGACUUCAGUGUUGAGGUUGCUGUUUAUGUUAAACCACCUGUAAUUAUUUAUAUAAUGGUACAAACCCAUGCAUGUUUAUGCCAAGUUUUAUUUAAUUUCCCUUUGACACAAAGUUCCAGCAUGGUUCACAUAUAAAAUAAUCAGAUAUAAAGGACAAAAAGUUUGUUGUGAAAGAUAAGAAAAAAAGUUGAAGGAAUAUUGAUAUAUAUUCAUAUUACCAUCAAAUCUUAACACUAAUGGAUUAGCAUCAAAUAUAUUUGUGCAACCUCACAUCUGAAGUCUGAAUGAUAUUACAUUAUUUUUUAUGCAUAGGUUUACAUGUACAAUAAUAUACAUUUAUGUCAAAUUGAGUAUUAUAUAUAUAUUUAGUUAUAUAUUUUGGCACGGCUGUACCUAUCAAACUAUUAGACAAAGCACCUGAGUCAUAUGCUUUCCGCUUAUUCGUUAGUGGAAUGUCACCUAAAAUGUGGGCAUGGCAUUGAUUAUAGGUUUUUUGGCAACCAAAUUAUAACCUGACCUCAAUAUACGUUUGUUCUCAAAAA